Molecule: messenger RNA, 5016 nt
Organism: Melospiza melodia melodia
Lineage: Eukaryota; Metazoa; Chordata; Aves; Passeriformes; Passerellidae
Product: integrin alpha-7-like
Biological process (GO): leukocyte migration; cell adhesion mediated by integrin; integrin-mediated signaling pathway
Cellular component (GO): external side of plasma membrane; integrin complex
Molecular function (GO): integrin binding
Source: RefSeq, a predicted model, not a curated record
AUGGGCGCUAUAGGGGAUGAGGGGGUGCCCUAUAGGGGCUAUAGGAAUGGAGGGGUCCUCUGCGGGAGCCGCGGGCGGCGGCACCGGCGGGGCGGGGAUGGCGCGCGGGGGCCGCCGGUGCCCACCGGGACUGCCGGGACCGUGUCCGGGGCUGCUACCGGGACCACCGGAGCCGUUCCUGUGGCUACCGGGGCUCUGCCCGUGGCUAAAGGCGAUGUUCCUGCGCCUCCCGGGUCUACCGGGGCUGUCCCGGUGUCUACCGGGGCUACCGGGACUCUACCGGUGGCUACUGUCGGUGUCCUUGUGGCUACCGGGACUGUGCCGGUGCCUACCGGAGUUACCGGAGCUCUGCCGGUGGUUACCGGGGCCGUUCCUGUGGCUGCCGGGGCUCUGCUCGGGGCUACCGGGACUCUACCGGUGGUUACCGGGACUCUACAAGUGGCUGCUGUCGGUGUCCCUGUGGUUACCGGCACUGUGCCCGGUGUUACCGGCGCUGUCCCCGGGGCUGCCGGGACUGUGCCGGUGUUACCGGCGCUGUUCCUGGCGUUACCGGCGGCCGCCGCCUUCAACCUGGACGGGGCCAGCCCGGUGCUCAAGGACGGGGACCGGGGCAGCCUCUUCGGAGCGGCCGUGGCGCUGCACCGGCAGCUGAGCCCCGAGCCCCGGGCGUGGCUGCUCGUGGGUGCCCCCCGGGCGCGGGCACUGCCCGGCCAGGCCGCCAACAUCAGCGGGGCUCUGUUCGCCUGCCCGCUGAGCGCCGAGCCCGCCGACUGCUGGAGGGUCCCCAUCGAUGGCGGAGAGGAUCCGCAGCGAGAGAGCAAAGAGAACCAAUGGCUGGGGGUCAGCGUCCAGAGCCGGCCCGGCGGCAAGGUCGUGACCUGCGCGCACCGGUACGAGGUGCGGCACCGCGUGCGGCAGCCGCUGGAGACGCGGGACGUGAUCGGGCGCUGCUUCGUGCUGAGCCAGGACCUGCGGGAGCGCGACGAGCUGGACGGCGGCGAGUGGAAAUUCUGCGAGGGGCGAGCGCCGGGCCACGAACGGUUCGGCUUCUGCCAGCAGGGCCUGGCGGCCGCCUAGCCCGACCGGCGCUACGUGCUGCUGGGGGCUCCGGGGACCUACAACUGGAAGGGCACGGUGCGCCUGGAGCGGCUCCAGCAGAGCUCCCUGGACCUGCUGCGCCCGGACGCCGGCCCGUUCGAAGCGGGGGGGGAGAAGGAGCAGGACCCGUCCCUGAUCCCCGUGCCCGCCAACAGCUACCUGGGGCUGCUCUUUGUGACAAACAUUGAGAGCGCCGCCCCCGACCUGAGGGUGUUCCGGACCCCCGAGCCCGGAGAGAGGGUGCCCGGCGCGGCCGCGGACGUGGGGCACAAUUCCUACCUGGGUUUCUCGGUGGCCGCGGCCCCGGCCCUGACCCGGCCGCACGCUCUGAGUUUCGUGUCGGGCGCGCCGCGGGCCAACCACAGCGGGGCGGUGCUGCUGCUGCGGGCGGACAGCGCCAACCGCCUGGUGCCCGAGGCCGCGCUGCGCGGGGAGCAGCUGAGCUCCGCCUUCGGCCACGCGCUGGCCCUGCUCGACCUCAACAGCGACGGCUGGACGGACCUGGCCGUGGGCGCCCCCCACUUUUUCGAGCGGCACGAGGAGCUGGGGGGGGCCGUGUACGUUUACAUCAACCCGGGGGGGCUCUGGGGCGGCGCGACCCCCGAGCGCCUGAGCGGCCCCCGCGGCUCCGCCUUCGGCAGCGCGCUCUGCUCGGCCGGGGACCUGGACCGGGACGGCUUCGAGGACCUGGCCGUGGGUGCCCCUUUUGACGGCGCGGGCAAGGUGUUCAUUUACCACGGCAGCGCCCUGGGCAUCGUCACCCGCCCGGCGCAGGUGCUGGACGGGGAGGCCGUGGGGGUCUCGGCCUUUGGCUACUCGCUCUCGGGGGGGCUGGACGUGGAUGGGAACCUGUACCCCGACCUGCUGGUGGGCUCCCUGUCGGACACCGUGGUGCUCUACAGGGCGCGGCCGGUGGUUCACGUGUCCCGGGACGUGUCGGUGCUGCCGCCGCUCAUCGACCUGGAGCAGAGCAACUGCCGCGACGGGCCCGGCGUGUGCCUGGAGCUCCGGGCGUGUUUCAGCUUCAGCGAGAGCCCGGGCAGGGAGAGCGGCCCCGCCCCGCUGGAGCUGCUGCUGGCGCUGGAGGCGGACUCGGAGCGGCGCCUGCGGGGGCAGCAGCCCCGGGGCUCCUUCCUGGAGCGGGGCCCGGCCGAGCCCGAGCACCGGAUCCGGGCCCGGCUGCGACUGCCCCGGCCGCGGGAGCGGCGCUGCGUGCCCGCCACCUUCCGCCUGCACGACGACAUCCGGGACAAGCUCCGCCCCAUCGCUGUCACUCUGUCCUUCUCCAUCGCGGGGACAUCGCGGGGGCGCCGGGGGACACGGGGGACACGGGGGACACGGGGGACACGGGGGACGAUGGCGCUGCCCCCGCUGGAGCCGGCGCUGAGCCCGCGGCAGCCCAGCACGCUGCGCACCGAGGUGCAUUUCCUGCGCCAGGGCUGCGGCGAUGACCGGGUCUGCCAGAGCCACCUGGAGCUGCGGCCGCGCUUCUGCGCCCGCCUUGGGGACAGCGACUUCCUGGCCCUGCCCCGGGACGAGGACGGCGCUGCCAUCCUGGCCAUCGGUGACCAGAAGGACGUGGCCCUGGAGCUGCAGGUGACCAACGAGCCCUCGGACCCCGCGCAGCCGGACAGGGACGGGGACGACGCCCACCAGGCCCUGCUGGUGGCAUCGCUGCCCCCCCGAGCUGCCCUACGCUGCCAUCCGGGCCGAGGAGAGCGCGGGUUGGGGUCACUCCGGGGUCACUCCUGGGGUCACUCUGUGGUCACUCUGGGGGUUCUGUGCUUGGCCAACCCCAACGGCUCCAGGGUGGAGUGCGAGCUGGGGAACCCCCUCAAACGGGGUCCCCAGGUGCGCUUCUUCCUCAUCCUCAGCACCUCGGGCGUCUCCAUCCACACCUCGGAGCUGGAGGUGCUGCUGGAGCUCAACACGACCAGCGAGCAGCCGGGGCUGGAGCCGGUGGUUGCCCGCGCCCGCGUGGUCAUCGAGCUGCCCCUGGCCGUGAGCGGCGUGGCCGUGCCCCCCCGGCUGUUCUUUGGGGGGCAGGUGCUGGGGGAGAGCGCGGUGAAGAGGGAGAGCCAGGUGGGCAGCGCCGUCCGCUUCGAGGUCACGGUGUCGCAGCGGGGGCCGGUGCUCCGCAGCCCCGGCGCUGCCGCCCUGACGGUGCAGUGGCCGCUGGAGCUGCCCAACGGGAAGUGGCUCCUGUACCCGCUGAGCCUGGAGCUGGGCACCCCCCCCGUGCCCUGCAGCCCCCCGGGCAACCCCCUGCGCCUCGCCCUGGAGCCGCCGGGCCGGGAGGAGCCCCCUGAGGAGGCCCCGGCCCGCUCGUGGUGGGUGCCCGCGGGGAGGAAGAGGAGGAACGUGACCCUGGACUGUGCCCGGGGCACGGCUCGGUGCCGCCCGUUCCGGUGCCCGCUGCCGUCGCUGGAGCGCUCGGAACUGCGGGCGCGGGGGCGCCUCUGGAACGGGACCUUCCUGGAGGAGUUCCUGGACGUGGAGAACCUGGAGCUGAUCGUGCGCGCCGAGGUCUCGGUGUCCUCCCCCCGCGGCAACGUCGUCAUCAGGGACGCGGUGGCACAGAUGUCGGUGUCCCUGCACCUGGACCCGGGCGUGGCCGUGGCCGCCGUGCCCUGGUGGGUGCUGCCGCUGGCGGUGCUGCUGGGGCUGCUGCUGCUGGCGCUGCUCGUGCUGGGGCUCUGGAAGCUGGGUUUUUUCCGGCGGGCGGCAGCAGCCCCGCCCCCGGCCGUGCCGCGGUUCCGGGCCGUGCGCAUCCCGCGGGAGCAGCGGCCCCAGGCCCGCGAGGGCCACACCGGAACCAUCCUGCGGCCACAGUGGGCGGCCGGACCCACGGACAGGGACGGCGACGGCGCCGCGCCCGGACCCGCCUGACGGACAUGGCAUGGACAGACGGACGCAGCACGGACACAGGGAUGGACACGGGAUGGACAUGGGAGGGACCCACGGACAGGGACGGCGACAGCGCCACGCCCGGACCCGCCUGAUGGACGUGGCGUGGACAGACGGACGCGGCGCGGAUGGACAGACGGACACCCACGGACAGACGGACACGGCGCGGAUGGACAGAUGGGCACGGCUGGAGGGACGGGCGUGGCCGGAUAGACAGACACGGCCGGACAGACGGACACGGCGCAGGUGGACAGAUGGACACAUCACGGACAGACAGACAUGGGACGGAUGGACACAGCAUGGAUGGACAGAUGGACACAGCUGGACAGACGGACACGGCACAGGUGGACAGAUGGACACAGCACAGACACGGGGAUGGACACGGCAUGGACAGAUAGAGACAGCUGGACAGACAGACACGGCACGGAUGGACAGAUGGACACGGUGUGGACACGGGGAUAGACACAGCUGGACAGACGGACAUGGGAGGGACAGGGAUGGGGACAGCACUGCGCCAGGACCCGCCCGACCAACACCGACAGACAGAUGGACACGGCACAGACACAUGGACACAGCACAGAUGGAUAUGGAUAGACAGAUGGACAUGGGGAUGGACAUGGCAUGAGCACAGCAUGGACAAAUGGACACAGGGAUGGACAGGGGACAUGGACAGAUGGACACGGGGACAGACACAGCUGGACAGAUGGACGUGGGAUGGACAUAGGACAGGGAUGGGCUGCAGACACCUGGACCCACAUGAGGGACAUCUGGGGUGGACACAGGGUGGACUCAGGACAUGGGAUAAGGGACACCGGACAGGGGACACGGACACAGGACCGGGACGGUCGCUGGCUGUGCCCUGGGAAGGCCCCAGGAGGCCCCACCAUGUCCUGGAGCCCCCAGGACGGGCAGUGGCCGGACAGAGCCACGGCCCCAGGGGUCAGUUUGGCCCCAGGGGUCACUUUGUCUCCAUGGGUCACUUUUUGUCCCCAAUAAAAUGCGCUGACCCCA